AUGCUGUCUACGACUCUGAUCAAAAGCAACACAGUUGCAAAAUAUGUGUUUAACACUUACAGCACAGUUGCAGUGCUGACAUACUGGUUCGUCAUCUCCCUUCAAAAGGUCAGCAAGGACAUAACCAGAGAAUGCCCGCAAGGUUCCAUCUGUGGGCCUCUACUCUGGAACAUAGCAUUUAAUGCCUUUCUCGAUAAAGUCAACAACUCAAAUGUCAUUGCGUAUGCUGACGACGUGUUGAUUCUUCUGGGUGGCCGCUCAAGAGCCGAUCUUGAACUUAAGGGCAACCACCUACUAAACGACAUUUUCAAUUGGGGCCCCCGUCUUAAGCUUCAUUUCAAUCCUAAUAAAACCAAGGCCAUCGUUUUUAACAAGUCUGGACAACUGAACUUAUACCUACGUGUUCCCCAUAUUAAAAUGAAUAACACAACUAUAAAAGUAGGAAAGACACUCAAGUACCUGGGUGUCACCCUUGAUUUCCGGCUAUCCUGGGAUCAACACAUAGAUUAUAUCGCCAACCGGACGAGGUUGAUCUUCCAGGCUUUUUCUCAGGUGGCUAAAAAUAAGUGGGGUCCAUCUUCUAAUGCAAUGAAUGCAGUCUAUGACUGCAUAUACCUUUCCAUUGUCACCUACGCAUGCGGCACCUGGGGCUGGGCCGUGCGUAACGUCCACCCAAAGAGAAAAUUAAUUUCCUCUCAACGUCGUGCACUACUUAACAUCACUAAAGCCUUCCGCACCGCCCCCAACAGGAGUAUCCAGGUUAUUGCCAGAAAGCCCCCUAUCGACUUAACCAUUCUUCAACAUCGUAAGUUUCAUCUUAUUCAGCGUGGUGAAUAUAUUGACAGUCCUCAAUACCCUAACAUUCCUCACUGUGACAGACUUGAAAAACCAUACCCUUUCCACCAUACUCUGUGCCCAGGCCAUGAUAAUACCAUCCACACCAACAACUCCCUUCUUACCAACAUCAAUAUCUAUACUGAUGGUUCCAAGAACACCAACACUGUUGGAUGUAGCUUUGUGGUUUACGUUAAUAAUCAGGAAUCUUUCUUCCAAUGCUAUUGUCUUCAUAAUAAUUGCACAAUUUUUCAAGCUGAGCUGCUUGCCAUUAAAAUGGCAGUCAGCUGGACCAAUGACAAUCUAACCGCAACAUGUGCACACAUUCACACCGAUUCCCUCUCGGCCUCUCAGAUCAUUGACAGUAACAAUCUUCACCCACUAGCGACAGAAAUCAGGAAUCUUAUAAACAUGGCCAGCAACAAUUUCAUCAUUUCCUGGGUUCGUGCACACCAGGGCAACAUUGGAAAUGAAAAGGCAGAUGCCCUUGCUAAACGGGCAGCUGGGGACUCAACACUUCCUAUUAUUUACAGCAAACUCAGCAGACAAACUCUUCGUCAUAUCCUCUGGGAGGAAACUUUGCAGCAGUGGCAAACUUUAUGGAUUAACAAUAACAACAGUAUUACCUUUCAGUUCAUCCCAGAUCUCAAACACUUUUCACCCUUUACUGGUUCAUCCCUAACUACUAUUCUACCCAACUCCUCACUAAUCAUGGGAAGUUUGCAAGCUACCUUUCCAGGUUUACCAACAGGGACUCUCAUCUCUGCCCUACUUGUCAAAAAAGGACGGCACUUUGCACUACAUUUUUGA
Messenger RNA from Centruroides sculpturatus (bark scorpion), 1644 nucleotides. RefSeq lists its product as uncharacterized. The transcript is spliced from 2 exons. Gene Ontology annotation, molecular function: RNA-DNA hybrid ribonuclease activity; nucleic acid binding. NCBI's taxonomy places the organism in Eukaryota, Metazoa, Arthropoda, Arachnida, Scorpiones, Buthidae. The record is from RefSeq and is a predicted model, not a curated record. Bases 1 to 1644 code for a protein of 547 amino acids.